Molecule: messenger RNA, 560 nt
Organism: Chironomus riparius
Lineage: Eukaryota; Metazoa; Arthropoda; Insecta; Diptera; Chironomidae
Source: the annotation of a GenBank genome assembly
ACAGUCCAUUUUCAUCUUUCAAAUAUAUAUAUAUAUAUAUCUAGUGUCAGUUUUUAAAGUGUUAAAUAUUUGUCAAACAUGAAGUUUAUGAUUCUUAUCGCAUUUUUUGUGAGCGUGAUGCAAGUUGUGCUUAGUGAUAGAGAUGCAUAUACGUUAGAACAAUUAAGUAAUGUUAAUCCUGAUGGAAGCUACAGUUAUGUGUAUAAAACUAGCAAUGGAAUCAAUGCAGAAGAAAGUGGAAAAGGAGCUGAAUUCGCAAAAGGAAGCUUUAGUUAUACUUCCAAUGAUGGACAGCAAAUAGCACUUGAAUAUGAAGCAGAUGAGAAUGGAUAUAGACCAAGAGGGGAUCAUCUCCCAACACCCCCACCAAUUCCAGAUUAUAUUCAAAGAGCUUUAGAUUUCAUUAGAAAUAACCCACCAGAAAAUCUAUCCAAAUAAGCUCUUUCAUUCUAGAUAAUUCAUUCAUCUUCCUCUACAUCUUUUGUAAACAUGUUUUUUCUCGCUAUUUUUAGUUUUAUCAAAUAUCAAUAAAAUACAAAUUUUUUGUUAAUGUUAAUGAA